GAAGAAGUCGCGUGACCCGGAAGUGAGUGGGGCUUUGGUUCUGUGAAAGAAAAGCUAUCUACUAAGCUCCCGGUGCUGCAGGUUUUAGCCCUGUUUAUAGCUGUUCAACAUGGUCCAACUGGUGGGUUCCCUCCGAAAAGAGCUGUCCGACUCGCUUUCCACCAGCAAGGUGCUAGUGGUGGGAGCGGGAGGGAUCGGCUGCGAGUUGCUGAAGAACCUCGUUCUCACCGGCUUCAAAAACAUCGAAGUGAUUGACUUAGACACAAUUGAUGUCAGCAACUUGAACCGCCAGUUCCUCUUUCAGAAGAAGCAUGUUGGCAAGUCUAAAGCACAGGUGGCCAAGGAGAGUGUCUUGCAGUUCUGUCCCAGUGCAAAUAUCACUGCCUACCAUGACAGCAUCAUGAACCCUGAUUACAAUGUGGAGUUCUUCAGAAGAUUUGCACUGGUGAUGAAUGCCCUGGAUAACAGAGCUGCCCGUAACCAUGUGAACAGGAUGUGUUUGGCAGCUGAUAUCCCUCUGAUAGAGAGUGGCACAGCUGGAUACCUGGGCCAAGUCACAGUCAUCAAGAAGGGAGUGACAGAGUGCUAUGAGUGCCAGCCUAAGCCUACCCAGAAGACCUUCCCAGGAUGCACCAUAAGAAACACGCCAUCUGAGCCCAUACAUUGCAUUGUCUGGGCUAAGUAUCUCUUCAAUCAACUCUUUGGAGAAGAGGAUGCAGAUCAAGAGGUGUCACCUGACACAGCCGACCCAGAGGCUGCAUGGAACCCAGACGAGGCUGCAGCUCGUGCCUCAGCUUCAGAAAAAGAUGGGGACAUCAAGCGUGUUUCCACCAAAGAAUGGGCCCGCUCCACUGGAUAUGACCCCGUCAAACUCUUCAACAAGCUUUUCAAAGAUGACAUCAUGUACCUGCUGGCCAUGGACAAGCUGUGGAAGAAGAGGAAAGCUCCAACACCUCUGGACUGGCAGCAGCUUGAGAACAGUGUGUGUCCUCAGGAGGAGGCUGCGGGUCCAGGUUUGAAGGACCAGCAGGUUCUGGGUGUUUGGGGUUACUGCCAGCUCUUUCAGCAUAGUGUGGAGAAGCUCCGCUCACAGCUGCAGGAGAAGGGAGAGAAUGCUGAGCUGGUCUGGGACAAGGAUGACCCCCCAGCCAUGGACUUUGUUACUGCAGCAGCAAACCUACGUAUGCACAUCUUUAGCAUGAACAUGAAGAGCCGCUUCGACGUAAAGUCCAUGGCAGGAAACAUCAUCCCAGCUAUUGCUACAACCAACGCUAUCAUUGCUGGCCUCAUCGUGCUGGAGGGGCUCAAGAUCCUGUCGGGGGAACUGGAAUCCUGUUGCACGAUCUUCCUAAACAAGUGUCCAAACCUCAGGAAGAAGCUGCUGGUCCCAUGUGUCCUGGACCCACCUAGCACCAGCUGCUAUGUCUGCGCUAGCAAGCCUGAAGUCACAGUCAAACUCAAUGUCCACAAAACCACGGUUCUUUCUCUGCAGGACAGGAUUCUGAAGGAGAGGUUUGGCAUGGUGGCUCCAGAUGUUCAGAUAGAAGAUGGGAAAGGGACCAUCCUCAUCUCCUCUGAGGAAGGAGAGACAGAAGCCAACAACAGCAAAUUUCUUGCCGACUUUGGGAUCCGCAAUGGAAGUCGUCUGCAAGCCGAUGACUUCCUACAAGACUACACACUCCUCAUCAGCGUCAUUCACAUUGAGGAACUAGAGCGAGAUGUGGAAUUCGAGGUGGUAGGCGAGGCUCCCGACAAAGCUCCACUCCCUCAGAGUAACCCAGAAGAGGUUAACAGCAUCACCAACGGCAAUAAGGACUCUGCCCAGCCGUCCACCUCCUCUAAAGCUCCAGCAGAAGAUGACAACAUCAUGAUUGUUGACUCUGAUGAGGAGGGGGGGGCCUCUUCCAGCUCAGCAGCAGCGACCAGUGGCUCCAAAAGGAAGCACUCAGACACAGAAACCGGUGAGACCUCCACCAAGCGUCCACGAACAGACCAGUCAAGUGCAGCGGCUGCCCCCACCGAAGAUGACGAUGACAUCAUUGCUCUAGACUAACCCCUCCUAGCUGGUCUCUUGAAGGACUGAACUUUUUAAAUGUCAUUUUGACUCAAGACUGAUAGUAGGCUAAAAUAAAACACCUCUUUUAUGAA
Molecule: messenger RNA, 2148 nt
Organism: Monopterus albus (swamp eel)
Lineage: Eukaryota; Metazoa; Chordata; Actinopteri; Synbranchiformes; Synbranchidae
Gene: uba2
Product: ubiquitin-like modifier activating enzyme 2
Exons: 17
Coding region: 110-2053 (647 amino acids)
Biological process (GO): protein sumoylation
Cellular component (GO): SUMO activating enzyme complex; cytoplasm
Molecular function (GO): SUMO activating enzyme activity
Source: RefSeq, a predicted model, not a curated record